Messenger RNA from Sphaerulina musiva SO2202, 985 nucleotides. RefSeq lists its product as uncharacterized. Gene Ontology annotation, biological process: mitochondrial translation. The record is from RefSeq and is a predicted model, not a curated record. Bases 5 to 925 code for a protein of 306 amino acids. Lineage: Eukaryota; Fungi; Ascomycota; Dothideomycetes; Mycosphaerellales; Mycosphaerellaceae. Gene Ontology annotation, cellular component: mitochondrial small ribosomal subunit. The transcript has a single exon. Gene Ontology annotation, molecular function: structural constituent of ribosome.
CGUGAUGGCAGCACCACUGAACCGAGUGUACCGACAGGCGACACAGUCAGCCUCUCGAUAUGCACAUUCUGCGCCAUGGAGCGUAUCGAUUGCACGUAACGCACAAUGGCAACAACAACGCAGCCUUCACUACGCUUCGCGUGUAAUGGCUCAGCAGGAGUUGGUGGAGAAUGACCUGGACACAUACCUUGAGGCUCUGGACGAAAACCUGCCCUCCGAAGCCGAACUCUCCUCCACCGCCCACGCCGAACUUGACCAGCAUCGUGAACUGCGAAAAUUGGUCCGUCUCGCAGCAUGGGAAAUGCCCUUUCUCGCCCAACACGCAAAACCCUACGUACCACCCCCAAAAACGGCAAAGACUCCCCUCCGCUGGCGCUAUACUACAUACUUCUCUGAAUCACAUCCGGCGUCGCGUAAAGUCGUGGUGGAGUUCAAAGUGGCCCAUCUGAACCUGGGAAGGAGACAGACGGAGAAGCUCAAGAAGCUGGCAGGAAGCAGAUACAAUCCCGAACGAGAACUCGUCAAGAUGAGCUGCGAGAGUUUUGAGACCAUUGCUCAGAACAAACGAUAUCUGGCAGAUACAGUUAACAAACUCAUUGCUGAGGCGAAAGAUCUAAAGACCGACUCAUUUGAGGAUAUCCCAUUGGAUACAAGGCAUCAUAAGUUCAAGAAGCGUUUGCAAUUCCCAGAGGAGUGGCAUAUGACAGAGAGCAGAAGGGCAGAGUUAGAUGCCGAAAGAAAGAGACUGUUGCUGCAAGAGGGCAUGAAGGUGGAGCAAGGCCGAAUUGUUUCUGGGACUGCGGCUAUCGAGGUUGACAGACAGAUUAAGCUGAAGCAGGCUGAAGAGGCCGUGGCGCAGGAGGCGAGGAGACCGGUGUCUGCAGGAACGACGGGUAAGCGACAGAUGGGCCAGCGGGGACGGUAGAUGAACUGCAAAUGAGGGCACGGAACGUGUAGGCAAUGUACAGCUAAAGGAUAAUCCCCC